This is a messenger RNA of Drosophila biarmipes, 934 nucleotides long. RefSeq lists its product as uncharacterized. The transcript has 2 exons. The coding region runs from base 281 to 934 and encodes 217 amino acids. The record is from RefSeq and is a predicted model, not a curated record. Lineage: Eukaryota; Metazoa; Arthropoda; Insecta; Diptera; Drosophilidae.
GGAGAUAUAUGCGGAGGCUGGAUUCGAAUUAUGCCAGUUUUCAUCCAGCUCACCCAUCGUUGAAGCGGCGUUGGGACCACCUGGACAAGUCAAGAGUGUCGGAUGGGGUGUGGCUGAGCAGAAAAUCCUUUAAAUGCGCUGGCUGGUAGCCACGGACGACUUCAGAUUCAACGUGGAGUACCAAGUACCGUUCUAAGUAUAGAUCGAGUCCCUACAAAGAGGGAGUAUUUGAGCUUGCUUAUGUCAAUGUUCCAUCCAUUGGGGAUUCCUGUGCUGCCUGAUGAUUUUAGCGAAGCUGAUAUUGAAAGAGAUCUGGAGGCAGAAGAUCCAGUGGGACGAACCACUACCGGAGGAGAUAGGCAAAGCCUUUGCCGCCUGGCGCAGGGAGAUGGACGCUGUGGGUCAGUUCCGAUGCCCUCGUCACUAUUUUGGGCAUGGAGCAGUUCGGACCAUCAAGUUGCACGUGUUUGUGGAUGCAAGUCAAUCUGCAUUCGCGGCGGUGGCCUAUUGGAGGGUCACGUACGAGGCCGAUGAGAACGUGCACAGUGUGGAUAUCAGCGAGACGGUGUUGUGGACGAACUUAAAAACGGUGCUGAGAUGGAUCGGUAGGACCCACCGCCGGUACAAGCAGUUUGUUGGAAACCGAGUGGCGGAGACCACAGCCUGGGUCUUGAGGUUUGCGCGUUGGUGUCGCAAACAGAGAAGCGAGCUCGAGGAGUAUGGACUCACUGCAAUGGAGUGUGAGGCCGUGGAGACCCUGUUAGUCAGACAGGCCCAAUUGGAAUAUUUUCUCGACGAGAUAAGGUCGGCGGAAUGCGGAAAGGACGUCGCCAGCUCGAGUGAGAUUCGAGGUCUAGCGCGCUGUGCAUGCUUUACAGUGCGAGGAGGUCCGUUAUACUGUCACACAGGCACAGUCUUACGGAAUCGAUUGUGA